Molecule: messenger RNA, 7176 nt
Organism: Caenorhabditis auriculariae
Lineage: Eukaryota; Metazoa; Nematoda; Chromadorea; Rhabditida; Rhabditidae
Source: the annotation of a GenBank genome assembly
AUGGCAUACCAACAGCCCCAGUAUGCCUCUCACCCUGGUGGUACUCCACAGUUUUAUUCGCAAGGACCACAGCAGCCGCCGCAGCACAAUGGGUUUGCACCACAAAAUCAAGGUAGAUUCAUUUCAAGUAAUUUGUACAUUUUAUAGAAUUUUAGAAAAUUGUUUUUAUAGUGUUUGGAGUGGUAUUAAUUUUUAGUUCUAAAUUAAUUGGAAACAACUUUUUUUUUGCUGAUCUUUCACUUCAAUUUUUUGGAUAAACUUUUCUGGAAACUACAGCUAGGCAAUUUGAGAAUUUUCGCUGAUUCAAUGCGCAUUUUGAUUGGAUAGAGUUCUUUUUUUCUUCUUUUUCCUAUUUUCUUCUGGGUCGGCUGUUUCAUUCUGUAGAGUAGUUUCUGAAGAUUACAAACUUCUUGAGAUUCCGCAUAGAAAAAGGAGCGAAAAUGUUGGAAUCGAAUGUUUUUUAAGUUUGGCUCUUUCGAAAGUAACUUUUGAAUCAUUGUCGAAAUUUAAGGAUCUUUUUUUAGUUUCUCAACUGAGCACAGUUUCUGCACCCUGUGUUGUGAUUGCCAUUCAUUUAAUGCCAAAAACAAAACGGAAUUUGCAGGUCAACCUCCGAUGCCAGGCGGAUAUCCAGGCUUCCCGUCACAGCCAGGACAGCAGCCGCCGCAAGCUGUUCAGAACGGCUUUCCAAGCCAUCAGCCGCCGGUUCCAAAUGGCAACGGCUAUCCGCCGCAACUCCAGCAGAAUUCGUACGGUCAACCGCCGGCGCAAGGCUUUGCUCCAGGACCAGUUAAGCCAUUAGCCUCAGCACCACAAAUACCCGCUCCAACGCCCGGUUUUUCCAAAGUUCCAGCGCCAUCUCCAUUCCCAGGACAGUCUCAACCUCAAUAUGGAGCUCCACAAGUCCCAACGAAUCCUUCACCUUCGCCGUAUCCUCAAGCGCAGUCGUACGGAGCUGCAGCACCUUCUGCACAACCUCCGCAAAAUACUCAGCCUGGACCUCCUUCUGGCUUCCCACCAGGUCCUUCGUUCACUCCGCAACCACCUUCUGUGCCUCAAACGCCUGAUGUCGGACAAAAUCCACCCCGAUUGUCAGCGCCGUCACUUUCAGGACCUCAGCAAGGAGCUAUCAAUCAAGCAGGCCAGUAUGGUGCGCCAUCAGGUUUUCCACCUGGUCCAGCUACUUCAAACGGUCCCACUGCUCCGAGCGGCUUUCCUCCUGGUCCUGCAUCUUCAAGUGAUUUACCGCACGGCCCUGCUGCUUCUAACGGAUUUCCUCCUAAUCAACCAGCUCCUAGCAGCUUCACGCCUGGUCCAGCUCCUCCCAAUGGUCCUACGGCUCCAGUCGGCUUUGCUCCGGGUCCUACACCUCCCAGUGGUUUUCCGCCAAGUUCUCAAGCUCCUUCCGUUUUCACUCCUGGUCCUCAAGGUCCGACCGGCUAUCCACCUGGGCCAGGUGCUCCUGGAGGCUUUCCACCAGGUCCUCAAGCUCCAAGUGGCUUUCCGCCAGGCCCUCAAGUUCCUAGCGGCUUUCCGCCUGGUCCUCAAGCCCCAAGCGGCUUUCCACCUGGUCCUCAAGCCCCAAGCGGCUUUCCAUCUGGUCCUCAAGCUCCAAGCGGAUUUCCUCCCGGUCCUCAAGCUCCAGGUGGCUAUCCUGGUUCUCAAGCACCUGCAGGUUUUCCUCCUGGUCCUCAGGCUCCUGGCGGCUUUCCUUCUGGUCCAGGCUUUCCACCGGGUCCCGGAGGUUUUGCUCCAGGCCCAGGCCAACCUGGCGCAGCUCCCGGUUAUCCUGGACCGCCGCAACAACAACGAGCGCCACAGCGUCUUGAUCCUAAUCUGAUGCCAAGCGCUGUUAGUUUUUUCUCACUGGAAUUUAAAUAUCUUUCGAUUUCUAGGUUCAAGUUAUUGAAGACGAUCGAGUGAGAGAAGGACUCUUCCCGACCGGAUAUCCUCAUGCCGAGCCGCCACCGCUCGUUUCCACUCAGAUUUUCUCCCAGGAUCAAGGUCAGUUCCGAAAUAAAGUUCUUUCAGUUUGAGUUUACUGCAAUAAUUAAGUUUUACCGCCUUUUUUUGUCCUCGUUGUUCAAAAAAUGAAUUUUUAGUCAUAUGUCGGCUUUCAGUAUUUUAGUUCUUACUCACAUGGUAUUCCCCACAUUUGAAACAAUUUUUCGAUUCAGAUUUUCAACGAUUUGAAAAACUUUGAACUUGCUUCUGAGCCGUAAAAGUUUUUUUUUUUUUAGGAAAUUGCAAUCCGAAGUUCAUGCGAUCGACCAUGUACAUUGCUCCACAGACGAACGACCUUCUGAAAACCUCCCAAAUUCCGUUCGCCUUGUCGAUUGCUCCUUUCGCCGCCUUGACCGAGAAUGAGGUAUUUAUCAUCUGAUAAAAGUAUUCCUUGUUUUUUCCCUUUUUUAGAGCUUUUUAAAUGUUAGUUUUCCAGCGACCUCCUCCAGUUGUGGACCUCGGCCCGCAAGGUCCGAUCCGUUGCCAACGCUGCAAGGCCUACAUUUGUCCUUUCAUGGAGUUCCAAGACGGUGGCAGAAGAUUCCGAUGCCCGUUUUGCCAUGCCAGUACUCCUGGUGAGUUUUAAUUUUCAACCUCCAAUUCUUAAGGAACUCGAUUUUUAUUGCUUUUUUUCAGUGGAAGACUCCUACUUUGCUCAUUUGGAUCAUACCGGAAGACGGACGGACAUCGAAAUGCGACCUGAACUUUUCCUUGGAGCCUAUGAGUUUGUCGCCACGAAGCAGUAUUGCAAGGUUUUUAUCCAUUUUCAGAAGUUUUUUGAAUGGAAAAUGUUCAGAAUGGCCUGCCGCCCAAAGAACCGGCCUUCAUUUUCAUGGUCGACGUCUCCUACAACGCCAUGUCUUGUGGCCUCGUCCAGAUUUUGUGUCAGAACCUUGAGAGGAUCCUCCAGGCCUUGCCAAAGUACGAUUUUUUUCGAAUUAAAAAAAUAAUCCUAUUUUAAAAAAUCGGCAUAGUUCGUUUGGCUGUUCAGUAGCAGUUUUUUCCAGUUUGUAUUUUGAAAAUUUAUUCAUAAUUUUUUUGCUUCUGUAGAAGUUUUUUUCUUUUUCUGUUGGGGAGAGGAAGGAAUUUUCUAAGAAAAGAUGCGAAAGAGAAAAUUUGUUCGAAAUUUGCCAAUAAUAUCAUUACCUUGGAAACUACGAAUAACGUCACCUAGACCAGUUUUCAUAAGAACUGAACUGAUUCAUGCUUAUUUCAGAGAACUCGGACAGCCGGAAUCGUCGAUUCGGAUCGGUCUAGCCACUUUUGACCAGGUCAUCCACUUCUUUGAUCUUUCUUCCGCCCAACCAAAAAUGCUGGUUAUGAGUAAGACCAUUACCGAUUUUUUCUCAUUUCUAAUUUUCAUUCCAGACGAUAUUCAAGAACCGUUCGUCCCACUGGUCGAUGGCCUUCUUUUGCCUUAUUCCGAGGCUCUGAACGGCCUCAGAACUGCUUUGGCAGAGAUCCCACGCAUUUUCGCCCCAUCGCGAACGACUGAAACAAUUCUGUUUCCCGUUGUUCAAGCUGGAGUCGAUGCUCUCAAGGUUUGGAUUUUGAAUCGAUUGAAGAACUUGGAAAUAAUGAUUUGUGCAGAUGUAAAAAAUUGAUGAAUUCAACAAAAAGGCUUCAAAUUUUUUUUAAAGAAUAAUUAAUCAAACUUCACAAAGUUUUCCAUUUCCCUUCAAUGUACCGAUACAACAUCCGUGUAACCACCAAGUAUCGGUUUUUCGGGGUUUUCAGAAUCAUUGAACAUAAUCAGUCGAGUAUCACUCAUUUUAUCUUCAAAAAUCAAUUUCCAGUGCGCUGACCGUGCCGGAAAGCUUUUGCUGUUCACGACAUCGAUCCCUGCUUUCGAAGCCCCAGGAAAGCUCAAAUCAAAGAACGAGCGCAAUUUAUUGGGAACCGACAAGGAAAAGACGGCCUUGGUUCCCCAGGACGAGACCUACACGAAAUUGGGCGAAACAUGUGUAAAAAACGGCGUCACGGUACCAUUCUUUCCACCUGUAUAUCCAAAAAAGUGAUCUUCAGGUUGAUCUUUUCUUGUUCCCCAAUGCUUUCAUCGACGUCGCGACCAUCGGCCAAUUGUCAGCAGUUACGGGCGGAAGCGUCUUCAAAUAUCAGUAUUUUUCGGUUUGUUUUAUUUUUUCUUUAACUAUGAUAUGUCCCUUGAAAACGUGCAUUUAUUCGCAUUCAAGUUGUCUUUGUUUUUGCAGAGAAAGUUUUUUUUUCUUUUUGAAACGUUUGUUUUUUCCUUAUUCCGUGGAAUGAACGAGAAUUCAUAAUAAGUAUUCUUUUUACUCAGUUUUAAGUUUUUCUUGAAGUUUCAUUUUUUUUUUUUCAAAUUUUUCGACGAUUCAGUGUUUACUCGUAUUUUAAGCUAUAGAUCAGUUUUAGCGGGUUUUUUGAAAAUAAUGCUCGUAAUUGAGCAAUAAAUAGUUUGUAAAAAGUAGGAAUUGAUAAGAUAAAAGGCUUUGUUUUUUUCUUGUCCUGGGAUUAUCAAGAUACUUGGGUCUUUGAAGAAAACCAAGAUUUUUUUCUUUUCAUAAUCUUAAAAAUCAUAAAUCCUUGCGUUCGUUCGCCGUAAUUAAAACGGACAAACUCAAAAACGAGAAAUUUGUUCUCAGGGUGAAAAAGACGGAAUUCGGCUUUUGAACGAGCUUCAGCAACACGUUUCAAAGAAGAUUGGUUUCGAUUGUAUGGUGCGAGUCAGGUCAUCGGCCGGUUAGUAUUUUUUUCCUAUUUUUUUCUUUUUUUCUUCAUCGUUUGUCCCUGCUCGGUUGCGGAAUCCGCUUUUAAUUUCCCCCUUUCUUCUCAUAAUUAUAAUUUUUUUCCAGGAAUUCGACCAGUCACCUUCUAUGGCUCGUUCUUCAUGGAAAACGCCACCGACUUGGAAAUCGCUUCACUCGAUGAGAGCAAGGUCGAAAAAUGUCUUUGCUGAGAAAUAACUAUCCCUUUUCAGUCUUUCUUCGCUGAGCUCAAGUACGACGAUAAGCUUUCCGAUCCUUCGGCCGUCAUUCAGGUUUUUUUUUUGAAUUGGCCGUCAUAUUUCUUUGUUUAAAAAACAAAAAAGAAAAAGUCGACAUGAACUGUAUAAAAAUUUUCAAAAGAGGUUAACAUAAUUUUUUUUUGGUAGAUUCCAAUGGUUUUUCCAACCGAAUCCAUUUUCUAGACCGCAGUUCUGUACACUUCCACAACGGGUCAACGGCGGCUUCGAAUUUUGAAUCUCUGUCUUCCCGUUUCGAAUGAUUACAAUCAGCUUUACCGAGUCGCUGAUCCUGACGCUUUGACUUCUCUAUUGCUUAAGCAAGGUUUGAACUUUGUUGUCUCGCUUGAAUAAUCAAUUUUUGUUUCUCAAAAAAGACAAUGAGCGUUAGUUUCUUGCUAUGGAUUUUCAUUAAAAAAAAUAGCUUCAUUUCUUUUAAAAAAUUUUCAAAAAUCAUUUUCUAACAUCAAUUAAGACUUCGAACGUUUCUAUCAUCCAUUAAAACAUUGUAUGAAAUAAGUUUUUCAGCUGUCCAAAUAAAUCGGGAGAAAGGCAACAAGGAAAUGCGCGACCACUUGGCCCAAAAGUGUGCUCAGAUCUUGGCUACUUACCGGUUUGUCUAAUCUCUUUUUAAUCCCAAUAAAAUUUUGAUUCAGAGAAAAGUGCAGCGAAUCUGCGCCUUUGGGACAACUUAUCUUGCCGGAAACGCUCAAAUUGAUGCCGCUUUAUAUCAACUCCAUCAUCAAGAACGACGCAAUCAGUGGAGGUUUGUUUUCUCGAAAAAGUAUUUGAGGAAAAUUUGAGAAAGUUCAAUUUCUUCUUUGUUCAGGGAUUUAAGUUUUUGUAGAAUUGGUUCGAAACAAAAAUUGUGUAAUAAUUAGAAAAAGGUAGUUCAGAAAAUCAGGAAACUCCCACUGUUUCUCCAGUUGACGUUCUGAGUAAAACUUGCCUCUACAGGUAGGGAAUUUCAUGAUUUCGCAGACGAUCCUAUCUGAAGACUGAGUAAAAUUUUCUUUUAGACUUUCAAAAAAAUUCUUCCCGCUUUUCAAAAGCUUUUCUUGCAAGCUUAAAAAUUGUUAAAACUUCAAAUAUUUCCUUGGAAACUUCCGAACUUUCAAAUUUUUUAAGGCAGUGAAAUGACGGUUGACGACAAAGUCUGGCAGAUGGAGUUGAUCAGAGCGAUUCGCGUCGAAGACGCCAUGCCGCUCAUCUACCCGAGGUGUCGCUAAUCAUUAUUCAAACCAAUCAACUAUCAAACAGGAUCUACCCCGUCUCGGAUCUUCAAAUCCAGGAACCAUCCGAACUGACCGCUCUGCCUGCUCCGAUCCGCGCCAGUUCUGAAUACCUGGAAAAUUCCAAGGUUUUUAUUCUCUCCUCUUGAUCUUCUAGAUUCAUCCAGUUUCUACAAACUUUUGGUUUUUUUUUCCAAUUUUUUUUGUUCUUACUAAAGUAUUCUCAGAAUGGUGCAGUGUUCAUUGUUCAGAAAAAUUUCGGUUUUUUUAACCUCAGGGAAACAUCUUCCUGUCUGAGAUUAUGAAAUAAUCGCAAACAUUAAAUUGUUUUCCAAAUAAAUUUUCAAACAGUUUCCCCGAAAACUGAAAUGACAUCCAGCCACUUUUCAGGCGUUCGUGAUUGACAACGGCGUCGUGCUGUUCUUGUGGAUCGGCCUCGGCGUUCCCGCAGACUGGGUCCGCGACGUCUUCGGGGUCGACAGCGUCGCUAUGAUCAAUCCCGAAUCGGUAGUUCUUGAAAUGAAAACCAAAUGAAAGGGAGUUUCAGCACGUGAUUCCUGAGAAAGACAACGCGAGGUCAAGGGCUCUUCGACGCCUCAUUCAGUUGCUUCCCAAGGCGAUUCGCACCCGAAGAACCUUCGUCAUCUGCGAAAAGAGCGCCUUGGAGCCCUGGAUGAAGAAAUUCCUCGUCGAGGUGAGCUUUUAUCCAUCUAAAAGUUCGAAAAAAGUAACAUCGUCAAAAGUUCUUUUUAAAUUGAAAAAUUUAUAGUUGAUGCAGAUUGAGAGGUUUCUUUAUAAAUAAUGAAAAAAAUUUUUUUCUUAAACAAAAAGAAUCGUGCGGGAUUUCGAAUGCUCAUUCAAAAAAAUAUGAUAUUCCAGGACAAAGCCUCGCCGACGAGCAUGUCCUACGUCGACUUUUUGUGCUACAUCCACCGCGAAAUCCGCAAUCUUCUAUCCUAA